This is a messenger RNA of Pan troglodytes (chimpanzee), 3682 nucleotides long. It is a transcript of the gene NECTIN2, whose product is annotated as nectin cell adhesion molecule 2. The transcript is spliced from 6 exons. Gene Ontology annotation, cellular component: plasma membrane; focal adhesion; apical junction complex. Gene Ontology annotation, molecular function: cell adhesion molecule binding. The record is from RefSeq and is a predicted model, not a curated record. Lineage: Eukaryota; Metazoa; Chordata; Mammalia; Primates; Hominidae. Gene Ontology annotation, biological process: positive regulation of T cell receptor signaling pathway; positive regulation of mast cell activation; positive regulation of natural killer cell mediated cytotoxicity directed against tumor cell target. The coding region runs from base 257 to 1846 and encodes 529 amino acids.
GACUCGGGGGAGCAGCGGGUGGAUCCUGUGACGUCAGCGGGUUCGAACCGCCGGAGCUGAGCGAGGGGCCGGGGGUGCCGAGCCGGGCGGGGAGAGCUGGGCCGGGAGAGCAGAACAGGGAGGCUAGAGCGCAGCGGGAACCGGCCCGGAGCCGGAGCCGGAGCCCCACAGGCACCUACUAAACCGCCCAGCCGAUCGGCCCCCACAGAGUGGCCCGCGGGCCUCCGGCCGGGCCCAGUCCCCUCCCGGGCCCUCCAUGGCCCGGGCCGCUGCCCUCCUGCCGUCGAGAUCGCCGCCGACGCCGCUGCUGUGGCCGCUGCUGCUGCUGCUGCUGCUGCUGCUGCUCCUGGAAACCGGAGCCCAGGAUGUGCGAGUUCAAGUGCUACCCGAGGUGCGAGGCCAGCUCGGGGGCACCGUGGAGCUGCCGUGCCACCUGCUGCCACCUGUUCCUGGACUGUACAUCUCCCUGGUGACCUGGCAGCGCCCAGAUGCACCUGUGAACCACCAGAAUGUGGCCGCCUUCCACCCUAAGAUGGGUCCCAGCUUCCCCAGCCCGAAGCCUGGCAGCGAGCGGCUGUCCUUCGUCUCUGCCAAGCAGAGCACUGGGCAAGACACAGAGGCAGAGCUCCAGGAUGCCACGCUGGCCCUCCACAGGCUCACGGUGGAGGACGAGGGCAACUACACUUGCGAGUUUGCCACCUUCCCCAAGGGGUCCGUCCGAGGGAUGACCUGGCUCAGAGUCAUAGCCAAGCCUGAGAACCAAGCUGAGGCCCAGAAGGUCACAUUCAGCCAGGACCCUACGACAGUGGCCCUCUGCAUCUCCAAAGAGGGCCGCCCACCUGCCCGGAUCUCCUGGCUCUCAUCCCUGGACUGGGAAGCCAAAGAGACUCAGGUGUCAGGGACCCUGGCCGGAACUGUCACCGUCACCAGCCGCUUCACCUUGGUGCCCUCGGGCCGAGCAGAUGGUGUCACGGUCACCUGCAAAGUGGAGCAUGAGAGCUUCGAGGAACCAGCCCUGAUACCUGUGACCCUCUCUGUACGCUACCCUCCUGAAGUGUCCAUCUCCGGCUAUGAUGACAACUGGUACCUCGGCCGUACUGAUGCCACCCUGAGCUGUGACGUCCGCAGCAACCCAGAGCCCACGGGCUAUGACUGGAGCACGACCUCAGGCACCUUCCCGACCUCCGCAGUGGCCCAGGGCUCCCAGCUGGUCAUCCACGCAGUGGACAGUCUGUUCAAUACCACCUUCGUCUGCACAGUCACCAAUGCCGUGGGCAUGGGCCGCGCUGAGCAGGUCAUCUUUGUCCGAGGGACACCCGAGGGAAAACAGACCCCUCUUCAGGAAUCCAGAUACAGCCAGGGAGAUAGGACACCCCUACCGGAAACACUGUCACAGACAGCAAACCCAGAGAGACAGCUGUCCCGCUCUGGGCUCACCUGGCGCGCGAGGAUGCACACAAGUCCCCGGAGGAAGAUGUCACACAGACACGCUGGGGGCAAAACUAAUCCAGGACAGCAACGGCUGCACACGGAGGGAUGUCAUCCCUCACUCACAGACCCUCAGACGGAAAAUCAAAGACAUCCUGGGAGGAGCUUCUUCCCGGGAACUCUCCCGAAACUCCCCGAAACUCCUCCAAAAUUCUCCAGAAAGUCCGUUAGGGAGAUUCUCAUUCAACAAAUAUGUGUUUCCUGUUUGCUAGGCACUCUUGCUGAGGUUGGGAAUACAAUGGUGAAUGAGCCACAGUCCCUGCCCUCAGUAGCACACCCAGGGGAGGGUCAGCUCCACCCGCCCAGACAGACACCGAACUGGAAAUACACCCCUAACCUCUACCCCAGAUACACCUGACAAGCUGAUCCCCUGCCCACACACCCAGCAGGUGGCUCCAAGGUCAGAGCCUGCAGAACACAGACGCAAUAGAGAAAGACUCAUCGCUGUGGAAAGACAUCCCCACCUCCCCACGACAGUGGCCACAGGGCCACCCCCAGCCAAUAACACCAUUACAAAGACAUGUGCCUUCAGAUAAUGCCUGCAGAAACGUGCAUGCUCCAAGCACUCUAGAAAUCCUGUCUCAAGCAGUGAGUGCCCCGACAGCCACAGCCAGAGGAGACACACUCAAAGCUCCUGGGGUCACUCUCAGAGGGUCUCUGAGCCACGAACCCACAUCCAGGCACACACAGAGUCGUCACAGAGACACAGUAUGGAGUCCACAGCAGCACGAACAUAGGAUACGAAUGCCCCACCACAGGACAGAUCUAUCUUUAGGGAGACUCAGAGAACUUUUUAUUUUUAAUAGAGACAGGGUCUCGCUAUGUUGGCCAGGCUGGUCUUGAACUCCUGGCCUCAAAGCAUUCCUCCAGCUUUGGCCUCCCAAAGUGCUGGGAUUACAGGCAUGAGCCACCACACUAAGCCCGAUUCAGAGCUUUGAACCCUAGACAUAUGAACAGACUCAGCUUCGAGUUCCAAAACACCAAUGCCACCUCCAGAAACAGAGACAAGCCUCCCAAGAUAGGCUCAACCUGGUCCAGUUAGUGACAAGCACAGGAGAAAAAUCUGUUUCACUCCUCAACCCAGUGUAUAGUUAGAGACAUAUAUACCACCCUACCCCCCACCAAAAAAGAUUUUAUCCUCCUUUUUUUAAUGCUAUUUGUGAGUCACUAAGCUGAUUUGACAGCCCGCUGGGUCAUGACCCCCUGUUUGAAAACAACAGAAACAGAUGUCCUUCCUGGGUCUCAGCCCCUCCUGUGUGUCAAGGUGUAGAGGUGGGGUCAGGUGUGGGUGAACCCCCUACCCCCGUCUGUCCCAGUUAUGCCUUGCAUGCAGGGAUGGGGGAAGUGGAUGUGGGUAGGUUCUGGUUACAUUGACUUCUGUCCCUGGCUUGGGGCCCAGGAGCCCCAGCCCUCCCUGCUCACUUCCCUCCUCAGCAUUUCAUGGCUUCCUCUCUCUCUCCGCCUCCCCACUACCUCCCAUCCCCCAUCCCCACCUGCUCAGCCCCUGCAGGGAGCACUAAGGAAGUCCCACUGUCCCGGUCUGUGAGAACCCCAUUUUACACACUGGGGAUAAGUGGCCUAGAGAUGAGGCAGCCACAGCACUUGGAAUAAAUGCUCCCAGCCACUCAAGAGGGCAGAAUUAUCAGGAAUCUGUGGCCCUCUGCAGAGAGCUUUGGGAUCAGACAGCCUCCCACUGAAACCCAGCUGUCCUCCCCCGAGGGGGUGUGCCCCCAAGCUCAUAGCUUUGUGAGGACCCCACAGCACAUUCAGGGAGGGCUGCGAAGUCAGAUGGCACCAGGGUCCUGGCCAGUGACCGGGCGGCCAGAUCUAUUGCAUCCGAAUAGCCAGCUUCCACUCAGCUACAGCGAUUGCCAGACAUGGGAGUUUGGUGUUGCUAGAUCUGAUUUGUCCCCGCUAAGAGAAACCUGGAUUUUUAAGUGAAAUCGCCUGAUUUUUGAAAGGUUGGCUAGCAAUUUAAAUUUUGCAAAACACUAACACCUGGGGACCACUGGUUGGCAUCCCCCUCCUUGUACAAAGUGGUGCUCAGGCUGUAGUGAAGGGCGGAGGGGCUUCUCCUUCCCGCCUACUCCUCCUCCUCCUCCAUUCUUCUGCCUAGAGUCACCCCCUAAUUCUGGUCACUCCCGCUCCCUCCAUCCCCGCCUAUCCUGCAUCUCCCCCACCCCCUCACUCCCCA